AUGAGGGAUAACGUCAAACGAAAGCUGAGUGAAAUUGGAAUCGCAGGAAAUGUUGCUUCUGAGAUAGUAUUCGACAUCUUCGGUAAGAAAGUGGACGGUGGAAUUGAGGGAGGUUUAGUUGACUGCACAUCGUCUGAUGAAUUUGAUACAGCUCUCAAGGUAGUCGUCGAAAAGUGGGAUACACUACACGAUCACGGUGCGAAGUUUGUGGAAUACUUUCUCAAGGACGUCAUUCGAGAAGCAGCUAGAGCUGAUGUUCGAUCUGUGUGUGGUCUUGGAUAUCCUCCCAAAGUCUACACUCAGAAUGCCAACGAAUGCAUGAAUAGGGUCAUCAAAGCGGAAGAGAAUUCCAGCUAUUCCAAGAAAGAAGUCUCGCUGCUUCCUUAUGUGGAGAGAAUUAGAAAUGAAAUCAAACGGCAACAGAACGAACAGUUUCUCGCGGUUCUUGGAAGAGGUCAAUACAGGGUAACCGAAGAGUUCACAUUUCUGGAAGUUCAAGAACGUAACUUCUACUCAAUGACAGAUGGCCAGAAGACGUCCCUGCGGAAGAAGUUUUUUUCCAUCAAAGUAACGGAAACACCAAGUGCCCAUACCAAGCGACCAAACGAGACGAAAGCCUUAUCAAUAAGUCCAGAAGAAUCGGGGAUUAUCGACGUCUCAUUUCCUAUUCUCACAGGAAUGUUUGGCAGAGCUGCUACUUUGGUAAACAACCCUUCUUAUAUCUGGAAGAUGCCUACGACAGACACCCAGGAUAAACCGGCCUUCAUGGUUCACAGCACCUCAUCCGACAAUCCGCACAGAGUGAUGGUAUGUCCCAAAAGCGGCAAAGUGACGUGUGACAAAGCGUGUGUGAAUUGGUCAACAUAUAGUUUGUGCUCGCAUACCUUGGCCGUAUCUGAAAAUAUAGAGCGCCUGAAAGAAUUUCUAACAUGGUUCAAGAAGCAGAAACGCGUCCCGAACUUGACUACUAUCACCAACAUCAACAUGCCGCAAAAUAAAGGACGUAAAUCUGGAACACGAAAGAGAAAGGGAGCCGCCAAUACAACACCAACCGAAGGAAUGCCCGUUGUUGCAAGUCGUGUUGUUCACAGCCACAUCAACAACCUCGAGCCACGAAUAAUGCGUAUUUCCAGACUGGUGUAA
This is a messenger RNA of Paramuricea clavata, 1143 nucleotides long. The record is from the annotation of a GenBank genome assembly. NCBI's taxonomy places the organism in Eukaryota, Metazoa, Cnidaria, Anthozoa, Malacalcyonacea, Plexauridae.